AGUGCAAUUUUUUUUUACUGAUAAAGUGACAAAGAAAAGAAAACAAUUAUAAUUAAUAACGAAUUGAUAAGAUUUAACUAAAUAAAAAUAGCAUAAACAAUUAUCACACAAGUGAGAAAAUCACAAAAGUUAAUAAAAACAAGAAAAAAAUGUUGAAAUUUAUAAAAAAAUCAUUGAUGAGUCUUUACAUGCAGUAUGAAUUGGUAACCUGCAUUUACAUGUUCGAGCCAUGGGAAAAGAAAUUAAUAAAUAGUUUUGUGGCAUUAAUAUUGGCUUUGGUUCUCUUCUCCAGUUAUGUUUAUUUGCCCUCGUAUAUCCAGACAUUUUUGCAAUUUGUUACACCACUGCCGCUGCAACAACAAAAUAAAGCCUCUUCAUAUGCAACGCCCAUAUUACAAGCCGAUAAGAUAAGUAUAAGUUAAGUUUUUACUUAUUUUUAUUUCUUAAACUUGCUCCCAAAAUAUUUACAACAAAUAAGAAAAUGGAAAUAUUAAAUUUAUAAGAAUUUUUAGUGCAAUGUCUAUCCAUAGAUACAGAUACAAAAUUAUUACAUACCUACAUAAAUUUUCUACGAAUUUGUUAAAUUCAUUCAGCCUUGUUGAUAUUUAAGUAAUAAGUUGAACUUUAGUUGUUUUUAUUAGUUUCUAUUUUGAUUUUUUUAUGAAAAAUGCACAAAUACGUUUUUUGUAAUAUAAUAUCAAAAUUUCUGUUAACUGUUUAAUAUAAAAAGAUAAGGAUUGUGCUAAUGUUAAAUUCAAUAUUAGAAAUAUAAAAUAAAAUACAACAUAUUCAUCAACAUUUCUUCCAUGAUUUCCAUUUAUAGUCUAAUAUUAAAAAUAUUAAUUCCACAAUACGUAUUAAUGAUGCAUUGAAAAAUAAUCCGGCCAAACCUCCUAUAGAAACUGUAAUUAAAAAAAAGGUUAUUUAUAAAAAAGUCCAA
Molecule: messenger RNA, 940 nt
Organism: Lucilia cuprina (Australian sheep blowfly)
Lineage: Eukaryota; Metazoa; Arthropoda; Insecta; Diptera; Calliphoridae
Product: serine palmitoyltransferase small subunit A
Exons: 2
Coding region: 150-422 (90 amino acids)
Source: RefSeq, a predicted model, not a curated record